UUUUGUGGACGUUACAAAAAUCAUGGACUCGUGGGUCACACAGAAAGGAUUUCCUGUUAUAUCAAUUUCAAGUGAUAAAAUUCAGAGGAAAGAUGGCAGUUUGUCCUACAGGGCAAGUCAGAAAAGAUUCUUUAGAGAUUUUACCUCGACACACUUAAAGGAUGGGAAUGCAAAGGGACAUGGAUGGUAUGUUCCGCUGACUUACAUUACUGAAACCUCACUUAGUAGUAUGAAAACUGUGUGGAUGAACAAGUCUUCAGGUAUAGACCUUAACAAACCAACUAAGCCUUUUACCUCAAAAGAAAUUAUUCAAUUGCAGCCUGUCGAUUAGCUCACACGAAAACCCUUGCUUCUCCGACGUUUACGCCUAUAAUGGGCCAUUUCCGCG
Messenger RNA from Orbicella faveolata, 388 nucleotides. RefSeq names its product endoplasmic reticulum aminopeptidase 1-like. The record is from RefSeq and is a predicted model, not a curated record. Lineage: Eukaryota; Metazoa; Cnidaria; Anthozoa; Scleractinia; Merulinidae. Gene Ontology annotation, cellular component: cytoplasm; membrane. Gene Ontology annotation, biological process: proteolysis; peptide catabolic process. Gene Ontology annotation, molecular function: metalloaminopeptidase activity; peptide binding; zinc ion binding.